CCCAGCUCUACUCGUUGUAUCCAGCCCCCUCACAGGCAGAGGAGCUUGCGUCUGCUAUCAAUGUCAUCCUUGAAACUCUCCAUCUGUAACCCGCUUGCUGAGACUGGCAAUCUUCGACUUGGAGGUGAAUGCAAGAUGAGUACGAAUAGGGCGAGUACCAAUGCCAAUUCUGGGACUGGCUCCGGCUCCAAGCGAAAGAAGGUCGUAAAGAGCCGCUUCAAGGGCUCCCCUCUGGACGACUUCUUUUGCAAAUACACCCAUAAGGGUUUCGACUACAAACCUAGCAGCUCUGCACCCCGCGAAUUCGAGCGUCUCUGCAGCUUCAUGAAAUGGGAUGACAAGGAUAAUCCCAAGCGAAGGGAAAAGCGAAGGGAAGCGCGAAAGCUGUUUCAGGACGCGCUCACGCAGCAGUUUAAUGUCAUGUAUGGAGAGGACGAGAAUGAACUUGCAGCAUGGCAGUCACUUUGCGCGGCUUUGGAGCUAGACCCUAUCCCGGAUACUGUGGAGAAAUGCCGCGAAAGCAUUCGCCUCACAUUUGUGAACCUCGUCGACCUCGUCGAUAUUCAGAGAACUGGCAAGUCUGUUCAGCGGUUCAACUCGGAGGUUGCCCUCAGCACGUACACGAAGGCGGAGGAGAAGUAUUUCCCGCGCGAAAAUGCGUAUCAGAGCGGAUUGCUGAGGUAUCUCCUCCGUCAUAUCACGUCCCCUGACGUCAAGUACCACACCGGUGGACACAAGUCAAGGAAAAAGACAUCGUUGAGAAAAGUAUAGUUGUACAACUAUGAUUAGCUGUUAGAACUUGACACUGACGGCACAAAUCACAUAAGAAUGUCGACUUGUACUCGAGUACUGUAUCUACAGAUCACGAGCUAAAACAUUGGUUUCAGUCCAUAGUGGCUGUUCUAUCU
Coniophora puteana RWD-64-598 SS2 is the source of this 908-nucleotide messenger RNA. RefSeq lists its product as uncharacterized. Lineage: Eukaryota; Fungi; Basidiomycota; Agaricomycetes; Boletales; Coniophoraceae. The coding region runs from base 61 to 771 and encodes 236 amino acids. The transcript is spliced from 3 exons. The record is from RefSeq and is a predicted model, not a curated record.